This is a messenger RNA of Ilex paraguariensis (yerba mate), 2081 nucleotides long. The record is from the annotation of a GenBank genome assembly. NCBI's taxonomy places the organism in Eukaryota, Viridiplantae, Streptophyta, Magnoliopsida, Aquifoliales, Aquifoliaceae.
CACCAGUCACAUGAAAACGACAGUGACCCGUGUGACAAAGCCACAGAAGACGAGGAUCCUCAACCUCAAGGGCCUUAUAUCUACCAAGAACUCAUAGUUUAAAGCUGAACCACACCUCUUGCAUAUGCUUUAUCCCAAACUCCUAAUAAGGGCAAAAUCCAAUAAUCCAUCUACUAUUUCAGUGGUUGUGGUGUUGCCUUCGAAUUCAUGUCUUUCCACAUUGCCCCCACAUAUAAUAUUCCCUCUGAAACACAAUUACUGUCUUUCACUUGCACUUUGGGCCUCUCAGAACUCUUGGCUCCAGCUCGAAACCUGUCUCAGAGGCGAGCUUCAAAGGCUAUGAACUGAGGUCCUAGGCUGUUGCUUUACAUCCUGCUGUAUUUUUGGGGGCUUUUUAGGUUUAUAGGAAGAUAGCUACAGCAUCAUGUCAUCUAAACCAUUGGACUAUGAGAAUUUAAAUGAAAAUGUGAAGAAAUGCCAAUAUGCUGUCAGAGGUGAGUUGUAUCUCCGAGCUUCGGAGCUUCAGAAGGAAGGGAAGAAGAUUAUAUUCACAAAUGUUGGCAAUCCCCAUGCCCUAGGACAGAAGCCUCUAACUUUCCCUCGCCAGGUGGUUGCUCUUUGCCAAGCACCAUUCUUGCUGGAUGAUCCUAAUGUAGGACUUGUAUUCCCUGCUGACGCAAUUGCAAGAGCUAAACACUAUCUCUCAAUUACCUCGGGGGGUUUAGGUGCUUACAGUGAUUCGCGUGGCAUCCCUGGAAUUAGGAAAGAAGUGGCAGAGUUCAUUGAAAGGCGCGAUGGAUAUCCAAGUGAUCCAGAACUUAUAUUUCUCACAGAUGGUGCCAGUAAAGGAAUAAUGCAGAUAUUGAACACUAUUAUUCGUGGAGCAGGUGAUGGGAUUUUGGUUCCAGUUCCACAGUAUCCACUUUACUCAGCUACAAUAUCUUUAUUUGGUGGCACUCUUGUUCCAUAUUACCUUGAAGAGACAGCAAACUGGGGUCUUGAUGUUAUUGACCUUCGCCAGUCAGUUGCACAGGCUCGCUUUAAAGGGAUAACGGUACGAGCAAUGGUGAUUAUAAACCCUGGAAACCCUACCGGACAGUGUCUUAGUGAAGCUAAUCUGAAGGAAAUAUUGCGCUUCUGUUACCAAGAAAACUUAGUCCUGCUUGGAGAUGAAGUAUAUCAGCAGAAUAUAUACCAGGAUGAGCGGCCCUUUAUAAGUGCACGGAAGGUUUUGAUGGACAUGGGCCCACCCAUAAGCAAGGAGAUCCAGCUUGUUUCUUUUCAUACUGUGUCCAAAGGAUAUUGGGGUGAAUGUGGACAGCGUGGUGGCUACUUUGAGAUGACUAAUAUAUCUCCAAAGUCAGUUGAGGAAAUCUAUAAGGUUACAUCGAUAUCGCUGAGUCCCAAUGUCCCCGCCCAGAUAUUUAUGGGACUAAUGGUCAACCCACCUAAACCUGGAGAUAUCUCAUAUGAGAGGUUUGUUAGAGAGAGCAAAGGUAUCCUCGAGUCACUGAGGAAGAGAGCACAUAUAAUGACUGAUGGAUUCAACAGCUGCAGAAACGUGGUUUGUAAUUUCACAGAAGGUGCCAUGUAUUCCUUCCCACAAAUACGCCUCCCUCCAAAAGCAAUAGAGGCUGCAAAAAAAGCUGGGAAAGUUCCUGAUGUUUUCUAUUGUCUUAAGCUCUUGGAGGCAACAGGCAUUUCCACUGUCCCUGGCUCAGGAUUUGGGCAAAAGGAAGGGGUCUUCCACCUGAGGACAACCAUAUUACCAGCUGAGGAAGACAUGGCUGCGAUCAUGUCGAGUUUCAAGAACUUCAAUGACGCGUUCAUGGAACAAUAUGAAGAUCACAAAGGCUAUUCACGGAUGUAAAGGAUACUUGAAUAUCCUUCUUCGUAUGAUACCAUUCAGCUAUUGCACGAUAUUUGAUGUAUACUCCUCGAACAUAAUCUUUUUUUUUUUCCCCUCCAUAACUUACUCCUCGAAAAUUUAGUGCACAUUGAAUUAUGCAAUUAAUAACUGAUAUAGAUAAACGUAUGGUAUGGAUUUGCAUAUGAUAGUCUUACAUAAAAAAAUAAACCAG